Messenger RNA from Acanthochromis polyacanthus (spiny chromis), 4244 nucleotides. RefSeq names its product FKBP prolyl isomerase family member 15b (gene fkbp15b). The coding region runs from base 124 to 3759 and encodes 1211 amino acids. Lineage: Eukaryota; Metazoa; Chordata; Actinopteri; Pomacentridae. The record is from RefSeq and is a predicted model, not a curated record. Gene Ontology annotation, cellular component: growth cone. Gene Ontology annotation, molecular function: peptidyl-prolyl cis-trans isomerase activity. The transcript is spliced from 30 exons.
CAGGUGGACAGUCAGCUGAUUCCACCAACAACAGGAAAGGGAAAUCACACACCAGGCAUGUUAAACGGCUAACUCAUUUGUGCAUUUGUUUUAUUUAAUAAGAGAAGGCUCCAGACUUCAAAGAUGUUCGGUGGAGACGACGAGGACGGUGACUUCUUGUCUCCCACAGGAGGAGCCAAGUUGGCGUCUUUGUUUGGCCUAGACAGGGAGUCUAGUCAGGGAAACGAGUCGUUCCAGUACACGGCUCCCAAACAGCCCAGAAAAAGCACCAAUCCAGCGCCAUCCAAUCAGAAAGCAGCUCCACAGGCUGGAGCUCCGGCCGUGUUGUUUGCCACAGCAGUCCAAGCUUUCAGAUAUAUUAACGACAAAUACGUGAAGCAGGGGAAACUGGGAGCAGCGGUACUGGGCAGCCACACAACAAAAGAGUACAAGCUGCUUCUGUACUUGAGCCAACAGAAACAAGUGACCACUGCCAAGAUUCACGUGGGCUUUGUUUUCACCGUACAGCCAAACAAUUACUGCACUUUUUAUGAUGACCAGAGGCAGAACUGGUCCCUAAUGUUUGAAUCGGACAAAGCUGCAGUGGACUUCUGCAAAGAGAUAUGUUUGGCAAAAGCAAACAGUUCACCCUCUUUAGAUACUGUGGUGGUUCAGGAUCUGAGUCUUGGUGAGGGCCAAGGGGUGGAGAAUGGAGACUCUCUGGAGGUGGUGUACACAGGCUGGCUCCUGCAGAACCACACCAUCGGACAGAUGUUUGACUCCAACCACAACAAAGACAAGCUGCUGAGACUGAAAAUUGGAGCUGGGAAAGUGAUCAAAGGCUGGGAGGAAGGGAUGUUGGGGAUGAAGAAAGAAGGCUCUCGACUCAUUGUCAUCCCACCCAGUCUAGCUUAUGGAUCCAAAGGAGUCCCAAAUCGUGUCCCAUCUGACAGUACACUUAUCUUUGAAGCAGAGCUCCGACGGGUAAAGUUUUCCAAGGACAGCGGCUCUGAUCGGGCCAGUGCCAGCUCCAGAGACUCUGCUGCUCCCUCUCCCGCCCCAUCCACAGCUCCCAGUGUACAAAAUCCAACCCCAGAGCCUCCCGUACAGCCAGCUGCCUCAGGUCCAGGCAGACCAGGGGAACCACCACUUCGUGCAAAAUCAAACUCUCUGAGUGAACAGCUGGCUAAUCCAGACGCCACCAAAGCCAAGCUAAUUUCUCGCAUGGCUAAGAUGGGUCAACCCAUGUUGCCUUUUAUGACAGAAGUGGCCGGCCAUCCCGAGUCCAGUGACUCAGAGCUCGAGGACACCAGUGGCAGCAGAGCAAAGGAUCAGGCUGCAGCUUCAUCUCCAGUGCAGAUCACUUCUGCUGCUCCAGCUUCUGCAUACGUACAUCCUCAUCCCCACAAUGCUCAGAUGUCUGCCUUACUUCCAGUUAUGACCACUGUUGGCCCACAGCCUGGUCUGCCAGGCAGCAGCCACGCCUUCCAGCCUUACUCCUACACACAGACUUCUGCGACUCCGUCUCAGCUGCAGCCUGUGGGCCAGGUCUAUCCUGCACAGACCGUCCCCUACAUGGGCUCUGGGGACGUGACUUCCUUUUUGAUGACUGAGGCCCGACAGCACAACACAGAGAUCCGGCUGUCAGUGGGAAAAGUAGCAGAUAAAGUGGAUCAGCUGGCCUCAAAGAUCGAUGACCUUCAAAGGCAGGGAAGUCUUUCCAUGGGUGUGCCUAAUAUGUCCAUGGAAACCUCCAUGAUAAUGCACAAUAUCCAAAGAAUUGUCCAGGAAAAUGAAUGUUUGAAAAAAGAAGUCUUUGAGAAAAGCGCUCGCAUUGAGGAGCAAAACCAUAAAAUCGGGGAGCUCAUCAACCAGAACCAGAGGUACAUAGAGCAGAGUCACCAGCUGCUGGAGCAGAGGAAUGACUCCCUCAAGUCAUCCAGUGACCAGAACCAGGCCAGACUACUGCAGGCUGAGCAGGACAAGCAUGCACUGCCUGUGGACCUAGGCUCCGGCCAGGUUCGUCUGACGGAGGACCUGGCUUUGUCGGCGUCACGGGUGUCUCAGCUGCAGCUAGACGCUUCAGCUCACCAGCAGAAAUCCAUGGAGCUACAGAAUAAACUCGGCUCAGCGCUGCAGGACAGUGAGCGCCACUGCCAACGUAUUGCUUCCCUGGAAACACAGCUGGACGAGCUGAAGGAGGUAGCAGAGAGGGCCCAGACUCAGUACCGCUCAGAGAAGCAAAGACGCAAAGAGAUGGAGCUGAAAGUGAACACCAUGGAGGAGGAGCUGCAAGAUCUGAAGACUGAUAAAGAGAGCCUGGAACGAGCGCUUUCAGAAAGAAAGAAGAAAUGGCAGGCAGAGCGUCAGCGUCGGGAUGAGGAGGUGGAGGAGCUCCGCAAGAGCAGCCAGCAGGAGCUGGACAACCUCAGAGCUCAACUUCGCAAAGCCAGGAGCAGCAGUGACAACGCUGUAUCUGAGCAGUUGUCUCAGCUUCAGCUGGAGCUGGACGAGGAGUGGAAAAGGAAGUGUGAUCAUAUGCUGACUUCAGCUAAAGAGCAGCACAGAGGAGAGCUGGCUGAACUGACAGAGCAGAGAGAUGAGCUACAGGACAAGCUCAGUCAAUUACAGGAAAAGUUUACAGCUCUCAAGCAGUCAAGAGAUUCAGAAGAACAGAGUUUGCUACAGCACGGCAAUCAGAGUGAAGAGCUGCAAGCCCUUCAGCAAAAGUAUGCCUCCUUGGAGCAGCAGGGAGCGGCGGUCAGGGAGAAGCUGGAAAGCAGAGUGGCUGAACUGGAGAGACAAGUGGAGGAGCAGGACGGUUCAGGAGACACUGCAGCAGAGGUGAAGCGUGUGAUGAACGGAGUGUACCACUCUCUGCGAGGGGAGUUUGACCUCAGUGAAUCCUACAGCGGCCAGGCUGUGCUGGGGGUGAUUGUGUCUACCAUUAAGAAUGUAACUUUGCAACUCCUCAGUGGCACAAACAAAUCUGCACUGAGACCACAUAAGGAGGAGGAGGAGGAAGCAGAAGAGGAGGAGGAAGAAAGUGAAGAUGUGAAACAAAGCGAGGAGAAACCUCUUCAGAAUGUGAAUGGAAAGAAAGAAGAAUCGAAACAGGAAGAAAAGGAGGAAGAAGAAAGUGUGGCUGACUCGGGUUCUCUCCAUGUCAGUGAGGUUCAGGUGGAUCAGGAUGCAGCCUCAGAGAACGAGACCGAGACAGUCCUGGAGUCAAAGACACAAAGCCAGGCAGAGGCUUCAGCAGCCACUGAUCUCCAUUCAGUUUCCACCACUGCACCUGAACCACAAGAGACGGCAGCAGCAGAGUCUGAGGUCCACCAUGAGCAGGGGCAGCCCUCUGCUCCUGAAACCUGUGAAGGAAGCGAGUCUGCACAUCCAGAUGAUGGACCUGAUAAGAGUUUACCACCUGAGGAUGGACAGGCAGUUGUGUCCGACUCUAAAGCUGCUGUGAGCACUGAGGUGGGCCCAGAGAGAGCUCCUGUAGAAGAGCUAAACGAUGCUCCUCACAAAGCCUUCGGACCCCCAGCCAACCCUCCUCCACCACCUAAUAUGCUUCAGACCAAUUCAGGAGAGGACACAAGUCUGACUGGGGGAGUUGGUGAGGAAAAUGGAGAGGAGCCAUUUUUCCAGAACAUAACUCGUGCCAAACCCCCAGCAGCACCCAGUGAGGAGGAAGAGGAGGAUGAGAUGAGCCUGAAGGGGCGUCCACCACCCGCCCCUCUGUUUGGUGAGGAUGAGGAUGAGUUGGACUGGCUGAAUUAACGUGGAACCAAAACGAUGCAGAAAGCGGGCAUCUUUCAACGCUAAACGCAGCCGUGCUUUACCGGCUGAUGAAGUGGAUGGAGCUGAUGGAGGAGAGAGGAUGCAGAGAAGCCUCUACUGAUGGACUUGAGGAGAGGUCGGACAGCUUCUCUUCAGCUGCAGACACAGCGUCCUUCACAAGCAACACCUCGGUCUCAGGCUCUGCUUUCAGGUGAAAUACAAGCCUGUAAUUCAUGGAGGAGUCAAAGCAAAUACUUUGUGUUCAUGAUGUGCCUGUGACUUGUUGGUGACGCAGCUGAUUGAAAGAUUUGUACGUGGAACUGUGGCGGGUUAGUUUGUUGAAUCAGCAGGAAUACGGUUGUCUAUGAUUUCAGACUGUACUAUGACAGAUUUUAAAUGAUUAGCUUGGAGCUUAAAAAUAGAACUUUUACACAGUUUGCUAACUUGAAAUUCAUUCCAUAAAAUAAAUGGCAUGGAGAAUGUGA